Chaetomium fimeti is the source of this 4467-nucleotide messenger RNA. RefSeq lists its product as uncharacterized. The annotation marks the transcript as partial. Lineage: Eukaryota; Fungi; Ascomycota; Sordariomycetes; Sordariales; Chaetomiaceae. Gene Ontology annotation, cellular component: membrane. The record is from RefSeq and is a predicted model, not a curated record. The transcript has 5 exons. Gene Ontology annotation, biological process: arachidonate metabolic process. Gene Ontology annotation, molecular function: ADP binding; protein binding.
CAAACCGCAAGGACAUCCUACGGGUAUGCUUAGACUUCAUACAAACGCCGUCAAUGCCAGCCAGGAAUGAUGAAGAAGCAAUCAACCUCCUCUCUCUCGAUGGCGGGGGUGUACGAGGAGUGGCUUCACUCCUUAUAUUGCAUGAAAUGAUGGUCCAGAUCAAGGAGUCUUGCGGUCUUGCAAAUAUUCCCAAGCCCUGUGAAUACUUCCAUAUGAUCGGAGGGACUAGCACAGGAGGCUUGAUUGCGAUCAUGCUUGGAAGGCUCCGCAUGUCGACUGAGGAGGCUCUACGAGAAUACGACCAGUGUUCCCAAAAGAUCUUUUCCUCCAAAAACAAGAAGUGGACCACUGCCACUGAGAAGUACAAGGCCACUGCUCUCCGGGAGGUCGUCGAGGACCUUGUCCGGCGGCGCAACAUGGGGGAGUACCUCCUGGACGUGUCCUUAGAUCACGAUUCCAAGGGGCAGUGUUUCGUCUGUGUCAUGCCCGCGCAAAAGAUUGGCGAACCUCGCCGGCUUCGGUCCUUUCGCUCUCCGGGUACUGACUAUGAUCUCGAAGUCAAGAUCUGGGAGGCUGCACGCGCUACUACCGCUGCUUCCGUCUAUUUUAAGCCGAUGGCUGUCAAGAUCGGGGAACACGCCACGGAGGAAUUCAUCGACGCCGCCAUAGGCUGCAACAAUCCCGUUAUUUACCUCCUCCAGGAAGCUGCGGCUCAGAUUGGGAAUGGUCGGCGGCUUGGUUGUCUCAUCAGCAUUGGCACAGGAACAAGGGUGGUCAAGAUUGGGAGGGCGUCGACAGGUCUGAGGAACAUUGGGCAACUGCUGAAGUUUGGGAAAGAACUGAUCGGGACACUGAAGAAUACUGCAACUGAUGGCGAAGAUGCCCACCGCCGAGUCCAGGCAAAGCUCGGCGAACACCAUAACGCAUACUUCCGCUUCAAUGUCCCCGAUGUCGCCGACAAGGUCGGGCUGGACAAGUAUCUCCAGAUUAAUACUCUCAAGGCCGCGACAGCAGCCUACCUGGCCCAGCCUCUUGUCGCUGCUCAGAUCUUGAACGCGGCCGUCGGAUUGGGUGGCAACUCAUCCGGUCACGGACUCACCCUUGGCCACGCCGACGGCAUCGAUAAAGACCAAGUGAUCUUGACCACACAGGAAGCUCAGUCCUUGGGUGACAUCAGCCGUUUCUUCAUGGCGAGGGAUGACAUAUUGCGCAAGCUGGAUACCUGUUUCCCACUACGAGAUACCAAAGGCAAACCCCGACGGGAGUUCCUCUUGUAUGGUAUGGGUGGAGUGGGCAAAACCCAGAUUGCUUUGAAGGCCGCUGACGAGUUUGAGGAAAGGUUUGAAUACGUCUUUCAGAUUGAUGGAACAAACGGACCGUCGGUAAAUCAGAGCUACGCUCGCGUUUGUCAGCAAUAUUGUGAGGAAUAUAGCCAAACAAGGACCAUCCCGUCCGGAACCAUCGACGAGAUGAAAGAUGCCGCGUUGAAGUGGAUAGGAGGGUUGUCGGUUGAGUGGCUCAUCAUCUACGACAACCACCCCGACAAGGACCGCCUGGCGCCGACUCUUCCACGCCGAAAUACGGGCAACAUCAUCUACACUUCCCGGUCCCAGGGGUUUCUGGCGGACCUCCCCUCCGAUUGCGUGUGCGAGGUCAACUCGUUCUCGGAAAAAGAUGGGGUCGAGUUGCUCCUGAAGAUCGCCGGCAACGAACACCUCAGAGAGGACGAGGAGGAAAUGAAAGCGCUGCGGGCUAGUGUGGUCGAGGUCGGUUGUCUGCCCCUCGCUAUCGAGGCCAUGGGGUCAUAUCUGAGAAAAGGGGAUUGCACGCCUCUCACGUAUCUACAGAGAUUCCGCGACCGGCAGAAUAGGUCCGAGUUACUUAGUAAACCAAAUGCUGACGGCUCUUCACCGGCUCGCCCGGGUCUGUAUACCGCGCUCGACCUUUCCUAUGACGCGCUCCUGGGCCUUCGGAGACGCGAGGGGAGAGGCAUGAUGGGCACCGCUGCGCGGAACGCUCUGGUUGCCUUGAAUCUGCUGUGUUUCUACCACAACGAGGAAAUCCCAAUCAGCAUGAUAGAGCGCUCAGCUGAGGAACGGCGAAGCUGGGGAAGUCAUGGUGUCUACCCCCUCUCAAGACUCGCGGGCGACCCGUUCAUGGACGCGACUUACCUGCUGGCAUGUGACUACCCCAGCGGGAGAUGGAAUAAUAUCCAUUUCAACCUGGGGGUACAAAUUCUCCAGCAGUUCUCCCUUGUCAAGCGGUCGCGGAAGGGAAACACUGUCUCGAUGCACGUCAUGGUUCAAGCCUGGGUUCAGGACAAGAUGGCCAAAGAGACACAGAAACGCUUAGCCCAGGUUGCCAGAGUCGUGCUUAUUGAGUCGAUAAAACCGGGCUGGAACAGGAUGGACCAAGCAUUUCUGCGGUUCCUGCCUCCUCACAUCAACGCCUGCAUGGCCCACGAAACCGAAUCCGUCGGCCAUCACUACAAAUACGAGGCUCUCCUGGAUUUCAAGCUGGGGUGGUACUACUACCAACAGAAACAGUUCUCGCAUGCUGUGGACCACUUCGAGAGGAUGUUGCGGGCAUGGAAAUGCAACAGCGGCGGCUACAGUCAGACAGCAACCUACGGUCUCUCGCUCCUAGGGAACGUCUAUCAUGACAUGGGCCGCAUCGGCGACGCAGAGGCGGCGUAUGUGGAACUCCUCGAGAUGCUAUCCCUUCGCAAAGACGACAUGCUAGAUGAUUACAAGGAGCGAAUGAACCGUACAGAAAAGGAUUUGAAGAGGCAAGCUAGGCAUCGGAGGGUAGCCCGCCUUCUCUUGUUAGGGAGGUCAAAUGACCAGAGCGUCACGGACGAUGGAGACCAAGCCCUUGCUGCGCCGGACACGCACAUUUCCGCCGGAAAGCGCGAUAACGGACCCAAGCCGCUAAUAAAGACACUGGAACAGACGCUCGAGGAGGUCAACGCUGCUGCCGCUCCAGAACCCAAGAGGGAGACGCUAUGGGAGUGGGAUCUAGAAGUGGGCAGUGUCUACGCGGAGUUGGCAAGCCUGUUGUUUGACUCAGGGAGGCUCAAAACCGGCAGGGAGUGUCUUGAACAGGCCAUCGGGAUAGCUAAGAUGGACGAUGGGGAGCACGACUUCCAAAUCUGGACCUGGGAAGACGAGCUCAUCCGCCGAUCGGGAGGCGCAGAUCUGGGCUACUGGAACCAGCGCUACAAGGACGUCAGUGCUCUCCCACCGGAUCUUUACGAGAAGUUCCAAGGGCACGAAUACGCCUUCGUGUUGCCGAUCGGCCUGGCGGCGGCAUUCCUUGCGGACGGUGACCUCGAGGGAGCCUACGAAACGUACGAAUCAGUGUUCAAACGAGCCCCGCUGCUCUACGGGCCCAGCGACCGCAAGACGCUCUACCUAAUGCGCGCGAUGGCCGAGUGCGCCGCCAAGCGCGGCUUGUUCGAGGAGGCCGAAGAGCUCGCCAGGAAAGCGGUGGAGGUAGCCAGGGCUGCCUAUGGACGAUGGCACUACCAAACUGCUAGGUGCCUAAACACACUCGCCGCUAUCAUGGUGCCCCAGACAUUAAACUUGGGGCCGGGAUCAGAAUAUUGGAACACCACGCUAGAGGCUUACGAUGCCGUCCGGGUCGCGUUCUGGGAAGGGCAUCCUAUGGCCAAGAAGCUCAAGCGUCGCUUGGAGGAGUUCAGUUCCGGGGGGAACGAAACAGGGGAGGACUUGCCGGAAGAGCUUUUCCACGAGAUCGUAGUCAGGAUCUUCGCCGACGGCGCCCCAAGGUCGAAGAAGGAAUACAUGAAAAAAGCAUCCGCCGCCUAUCGAGAAGCCAAGAGGGAGCUGUAUCAAGCAGAGGAGAAACUGGAGAAGAAUCGGCUCCUACAGCAACGAGGCGCAAAUGAGGGACCGCAACUCCCUGGGGACAGCACCGGGAGAAUACUACACACGGUUAUAGAAAGCGAAGGAUCAGAGAACACGGAAACCGAAAGGAGGCGGAAGGGGAAAGACAAGGAAAUCGUCACAUUGUCUCCCAUCCCCGAAACCGCCCUGGACGUUAAGGAGGAAGCCACUCUGAGACCGCAAAUCAGCUUAACCGAGGAAUCGACUGACGGUGAGCCGCUGCCAGGCAUCAAAGGAAAAGGAAAGGCCGCGUGGGAGCCGGCAGAAGUGAGUCAGGACGCGAAUGGGGUGAAGAGAGAAGGCGACGAUGGGCCGCCAGAAAAGCUCGGCGCGGCGAAGCAUGACCUUCUUUGGGUGCUUGAAUACGAGAUCGACCUGGGAUCUGAGUGGAAGACGGCCGGAAAACCAUGGAUACGCGUCUGGGAAUUAACGAAAGAGGGCGGAGGCUGCAAACGGAUGAUAACAGGAGCGGUUGUUGGAGACGGAGAGCCGCGCUGGCGGCGUAUUAGAAGCUGGGCCGAUCUCGACGACUUAGUCAAACCCCCGGAUAGGGAGAUGG